GAUAUCUUCGUAUAUUUUCCAGGGGUGUCGAAGAUGCUCUCUGUGCUUAGCUCUUAAUAUUUCGAGUGCUUGCUGAUAUUCGUGUUGUGAUGUUGGUGGAAAAUCAACAUUUUUCAUGAAUGAACGAAUUCUUUUGGACGUGGUUGAGCCAGAAUGAUCUUCAGAUGGACAUUCUUCGGAGCGUUGUUAUCAUCCCUCAUAUUGGUGACGUCUAUUGAAAUUAGAAUCGGUGAUGACGAAAAGGAGCUCCCUUGUUGUGCCUUGACGAUUGAAAGUGGCGGUCCUCGGGAUGUCAUUCUCCGUUCAUCUUUGGAUGGUAAAUUUUCAGCGAUUGAUCCUGAAUCUGGGAAGGUGCUAUGGGUCCGUGCGACAGGUCCCGGACCUCUUCUAUCUAGUUCCAUCAGUGAUAUGAAUUUAUCCGAGGAAGGAAGGGAUUUCAGAGUUGUUCCGUCAUUGGACGGGACCUUGUUUCGUUUCACGGGGAGCUCGGUGGAAGCUUUGCCGUUCAGUGCGAACAGUCUACUAGAAAACUCAUUCCUAGUGGCGGACCACACGGUGAUAACUGGAGGAAAAGAAGUGAGAACGUAUGGUAUUGGACUUUCGACGGGCAGACUUCACUACGUCUGUUCUCUCAGAGGCUGUAACAAGUUUGACUCUUCCAAGCCGAUUGCUGAAGACAUUCUUGUCGUUAAGAGGAAUACGCAGACUGUACGAGCCAUCGAUCCACUUACAGGCACUGAAAGAUGGAAUUUCAGCGUGGGGCAACACGAUGUAAAUCUUAGGUUGCAACCUUUUGAACCUUCUUUCGAUGGGAACGGUUCUCCUGCACCGGAAUGCGACUUUUACUUUCCUGAAUCCUCUGUUGAUCAUGUGUAUCAGUUCGACGUCGCGAAGGGGAAGAUCUACGCCGUUUCGCCAGAAGAUAGCAACAUAAUCUGGGAGCAGCGAGCAUCUGCUCCUCUGGCCGGAGCGUGGAUCAUUCGCAAUCAAAAAAUAUUCCGCAUUAACCUGUUCCCUCGGGAUCAUUCGCAAGUUUGGGUGUCCAGAGUCUAUCUGGGAAAACACCUCGGCAACCCUUACAUUCAGCAGCACCACAGCUCUUUGGACAACGCUUUACAGUGGCAUCCUGUGUAUUUACACUGGAUCGAUUACGGGGAUCCGGCGGGUCUUCCCGUUCUCGUUACAGACGAUGAAAAUACUCGUGCUUUGACUGAAUUCCAUCGGGGCAUGGAGUACCCCUACGAAGGGGGAUAUUAUUUAAUGGGAGAUGAUUCCGGUUCAGAAUCCGACGAGGACGGAAGACGAAGUAGCAAUGAGGUCCUCAGAACCUGGGACAAUCGGAAGAAGAGUAUCAGAGGCCAUCGAAAACGUCGCCACGAAGCCAAGCAGGUUAAUACUUCGGAAACUGCUUUAUUGGAUGCCGAAUUCGAACUCCGUCUUUAUUUACUGGAACUUUCUUAUUGGUGGCGUGAAAUGCUCGGCGUUCUUCUGAUGGGGAUUCUGACUGCCUGGGUGUGGUUUCAUAAAUUUUCGCGACAGAAUCCGAUUGAAACCCCGCCGGAAGUUGGUUACGAAGUUGCUGUUUGCAAUGCACAGACUCCUAAAGGUCCGAGCGUAACGAGAAAUUACCAUAACGUGGUUGUAAAUGUCGUGCACGGGACUCGGGAAGAAUCGAAGCCAAAUGACGAUAAACCCGGGAAGAUCCGAUCCAUUUCGGAAAAUUCAGUUCAGCGGACAAACUCGUCAACUUCGUCGCAGUCCUCGUCGCCGUCGGAGUUCAAGUCGAAAUUUCAGCACGAGUUCAUUUGUCUCGAAAAACUCGGACGUGGUGGCUUCGGAACUGUGUUCAAGGCGAGGCAUAAAAUUGAUGGCUGCGAAUACGCUGUCAAACAAAUCCUACUGCCGCACAAUAUUCCGCAAGGAACAUCUCACGAAGACUUUCCUUUUACCGAUGAAAUGAGUCCACCUGAUCUAGCGUCGACUUCGGGAAUACACAACAAUAAUUUUUCGAUGUCGUGCAACGACUCAAGCACUGCGCUCGAAACCAACGACGGAUUAAAAUCCUUGGCAUGUGUCGACGACAGCGACGAGUCCUUCAUCGUUUUUGAAAACUCUGACGUGAAUGACAAUCUGGAGUCGAAGCUGGAAAAUCCUCCGCCUUCGAGUCACGUGAUUCGACGACGAGAGUGUGUUUACUCGCACAAAGAUCACCACGUUACCGUGAACGAUUUGAGGCUGGAAGUGCGUUCCGAUCGACCCGAGUGCAAGGCCCUGGUUCCCCUGGACGGGUUCUCGGACCCGCGUUCGUUUUUGGAGAAAUUGGCGGUUUCCUCGUGUCAAGUGGGUUCUGCUUCGGCGCGUGAACGAGCAUUUUCAGAGUCUGCCGCCACGUCGAAGCCGGCCAAGGUGUUCCUGUACAUACAAAUGCAGCUUUGCUUGAAGGAGACGUUGAUGAACUGGAUAACAAAGUUGCAGAAAGAUCAGUGGCCGGAAAAGAAGGUGUUGUUCUCCAAAUUUUCGAGUGUGGCGGACGCUGUGGCGUAUAUUCACGGCCAGGGUCUGAUUCAUCGAGAUCUGAAGCCAUCCAAUAUAUUCAUCGCACCGAAUGGUUACUUGAAAGUUGGAGAUUUUGGUCUGGUGACAGCCGUGAGCGAGGAUGUGGAUGAGAGAAUGUUUUCUCGAGGUUAUGAUGAGAUCGAUUCGGCAGGGGACGCAGUUGCCUUGCCACAAAGUUUAAGGAGAUCGUACACUGACCAAGUGGGAACCAAGUUGUACAUGAGCCCAGAACAGAUCGCAAACCAGCCGUACGAUCGAUCCGUGGACGUCUAUUCCUUGGGAUUGAUUCUUUUUGAAUUGCUGUAUCCCUUGUCGACGAGGAUGGAGCGUCAAAAGGUCAUUUCUGAGUUGAAGGAUCAUUUGGCUUUCCCGACUGUGUUCGACGACGAGCUCAGAGAUGAGCGUGAUCUCUUGUGCAAAAUGCUAUCGCAUGACCCAGAAACCAGGCCAUCGGCAGCUGAAGUGUUGGAAACCGUGCGUCGAUGGUGUAACGAAAAGUCAUUGGUAUUUGCCGGAGGAACGGAUGACCUGAAGAAAGAAAAAGGAGAAGUGUCUCGUUCGUGCCACUCAAUCGGCGGUAAACUUUCGCAAGGAAAGCCAGCCUGUUCGUGGUGCAACGAAAAGCAGAAGGUUCUCCGCUACGUGCUACCCUCGCCAAAUGGUGAAUUGGAGUUUUGCUCUGAACAGUUUCUUGUCAAAAUGCGUCAGCACCCGCCAAAGACAGUCCUCAGUGUCAAGACACAUUACAAUUUGGCCAAGUCCUCUUAUGUUUAUAAAGUCGACGGUUCUUCCUGCGAACACGCGGAUCCGCCGGUGAACGAGUUCAAGCCAGGAAUGAAGCUGGAAGCCGUCGACCCGCGAAACACUACAUCGACCUGCAUCGCAUCCGUCGUUUCCACAGUGGGUCCUCGUCUCUGUCUUCGUUUGGACGGCGGCGACAAUUCCAACGACUUUUGGCGUCUAGUGGACUCAGUCGAGAUCGGGCCAAUUGGCCAAUGUGAGAAAAACGGCGGGAUGCUUCAGCCUCCGCUGGGAUUCCGCAUGAACGCGUCCUUUUGGCCCGUGUUUCUCCUGAAGAAUCUCAAUGGCGCCGAAAUGGCGCCCCCGAAGUGCUUCAAAAGGGAACCCGCUACUCCAGAGGUCAACCUUUUCCAGCCCGGCAUGAAGCUGGAAGCGAUUGAUCGGAAGAAUCCGUUAUUUAUUUGUACCGCCACAGUUGGUUAG
Messenger RNA from Notodromas monacha, 3780 nucleotides. The record is from the annotation of a GenBank genome assembly. NCBI's taxonomy places the organism in Eukaryota, Metazoa, Arthropoda, Ostracoda, Podocopida, Cyprididae.